UUCAGGCAGUUGCUGUGUUAACUGAAUUAAUUAGGGAAAACUUCAGGAAUAGCAAAUUAAAGCAGUGCCUUUUACCAGCACUUGGGGAGCUGAUCUAUCUUGUAGCCACCCAGGAAGAAAAAAAAAGGAACCCUAGAGAAUGCUGGGCUGUUCCCUUGGCUGCAUACACAGUGCUAAUGAGGUGCCUUCGGGAAGGGGAAGAACGUAUUGUGAAUCACAUAGCAGCAAAGAUUAUUGAAAAUGUCUGUGCCACUUUUUCUGCUCAGGCCCAGGGCUUUAUUACAGGCGAAAUUGGGCCUGUUUUAUGGUACCUAUUCAGACAUUCCACCAUUGAUUCUCUUAGGAUAACAGCAAUAUCGGCUUUAUGUAGAAUCACUCGCCAUUGUCCUACCGCCUUCCAGAAUGUUAUUGAGAAGGUGGGACUGAACUCGGUAAUAAACUCCCUGGCUUCUGCCAUCUGCAAAGUUCAGCAGUACAUGUUGACCUUAUUCGCUUCCAUGUUGUCCUGUGGGAUUCAUCUUCAAAGACUAAUCCAAGAAAAGGUUUUUGUUUCUACAAUUAUCCGUUUACUUGACAGCCCCUCAACUUCCAUUAGAGCAAAAGCCUUCUUAGUUCUUCUGUAUAUUUUGAUUUACAGCCGUGAAAUGUUGCUGCUCAGUUGUCAAGCAAGACUGGUGAUGUACAUCGAGAGAGAUAGCAGAAAGGCCUCUCCAGGCAAGGAGCAGCAAAGUGGCAAUGAAUACCUGUCCACAUGCCUGGAUCUUCUCAUCCGUCACAUUUUGCAGGAACUGCCACGCAUUUUAGGUGACAUUCUUAACGCCUUGGCUAAUGUUUCUGGUCGUAAACACCCAUCAACAGUUCAAGUGAAACAGCUGAAGAUGUGUCUCCCCCUGAUGCCCAUCGUGCUUCACCUAGUGACUUCACAGGUAUUUCGACCUCAAGUUGUAACAGAAGAGUUCCUUUUCAGUUAUGGAACUAUUCUUAGUCAUAUUAAAUCAGUAGACUCAGGAGAAACUAACAUAGAUGGAGCCAUUGGACCGACGGGAUCGGAAGAAUUUAUUAAGAUCACGUUGUCAGCUUUUGAAGCAGUAAUACAGUAUCCUAUUUUAUUGAAAGACUAUCGCUCUACGGUUAUUGAUUAUAUCCUGCCACCCUUGGUCUCCUUGGUUCAAAGCCAAAAUGUGGAGUGGAGACUCUUCAGCUUGCGGUUGCUCUCAGAAACUACAUCUUUACUUGUGAACCAGGAGAUUGGGGAUGGCGACCAGGAGAUGAAUGUCGAUUCUGAAAGCAAUCUUGUGGCUCUCAUUAGAGACACCUUACUUCCCCAGUAUGAGCACAUUCUCAUGGAGCCUGACCCAGUACCAGCGUAUGCUCUAAAACUGCUAGUUGCGAUGACUGAACACAACUCAACUUUUACCAGACUUGUAGAAGACAGCAAACUGAUCCCACUCAUCUUUGAAGUAAUUCUGGAACAUCAAGAGAACAUUCUGGGUAACACCAUGCAGAGUGUGAUUGCGUUACUCAACAACCUGGUUGCCUGCAAAGAUUCAAAUAUGAACCUACUUUAUGAACAAG
This is a messenger RNA of Galeopterus variegatus (Sunda flying lemur), 1575 nucleotides long. Its product is annotated as serine/threonine-protein kinase ULK4. The record is from RefSeq and is a predicted model, not a curated record. The transcript has 15 exons. NCBI's taxonomy places the organism in Eukaryota, Metazoa, Chordata, Mammalia, Dermoptera, Cynocephalidae. The annotation marks the transcript as partial.